UAUACUUAUGACACACUGAUGGUAUACGUACCAUGGUACAACUUGUACCACAAGUGUGUCACUUUGUACCAUGUUGGUACAAAGCGAGCAACCUGGUACAAAUAUAUACUUGGGUAUAUAGCGGUGGUAUACCAUGCGUCUGGAAUUAGAGUGUAUUUUCCCGAAGUGCAUUGAUGUUUACAUUUUUGUUGUUUCAUUCAUUGUUUUGUUCAAUCACUGGCGAAUAUUGGAGUUUUGGUGUUAAACGGGUAAGUUACCAUUAAAUAUCUUUAUUAAAAUAAGAACAGCAGUUGAAUAUGGGCUUUUAAUUACAGCUUUCAGGCGUAGCGAUGGCAGAAAAUCAAAAACAAGUACAACGCUUGGGGAAGAAUGAAAUCCACAAGGUCAUCGAUGUUUGGAAGGAAAACAUAACAUCUCUUCGAGCUUCCGUGAAAAACUCCCACGUUUAUCAAAAGAUGUGCGACCAGCUAAAGGAAUUGGGCGUUGUCCUUACAACGGAAGAGCUGCGGAACAGGAUUAAUAAUCUUACAAAAAAAUACAGGGCUGAAGUGAACAAAAUGGGCACAUCAGGUGGAUCUCCAUCGACAUGGGCAUUUUUUAAUGACCUUCAUCAGUUCCUCUCCGGCUAUAAGCAAAAUCGAGUCGUUGAGUUAAUGGAAGAGAGUUUGGUCAACAUGCCAAGUGAUGCGGAGAUUGAAUGUUUGGAUGAAGACAUGGAACUGGUUCAUUCAUCACAAAUGUCGUCGUCAAAAUCUACGUGUUCGCUUUCAUCGGAACCGUCCAUGGAACCGUCCUCAUCAAAACGAUCAAGGCGCUCUGUAAUGAAAACAAAGAACGUCAAUGAAAAAAUGUUGGAAAUUGCGGAAAGAGAUUCAGAGCGAUUUGCCGAAUUCAUGGAAGCGUCGAAGGAGGUAGAUAAAGAGAUGCUUGAGUUGAUGCGAGAGAAUAACCGAUUGGUAGAGAAACUGGUUGAUAAGAUUUAG
Molecule: messenger RNA, 983 nt
Organism: Aedes albopictus (Asian tiger mosquito)
Lineage: Eukaryota; Metazoa; Arthropoda; Insecta; Diptera; Culicidae
Exons: 3
Coding region: 330-983 (217 amino acids)
Biological process (GO): positive regulation of DNA-templated transcription
Cellular component (GO): nuclear body
Source: RefSeq, a predicted model, not a curated record